This is a messenger RNA of Cooperia oncophora, 1185 nucleotides long. The record is from the annotation of a GenBank genome assembly. NCBI's taxonomy places the organism in Eukaryota, Metazoa, Nematoda, Chromadorea, Rhabditida, Trichostrongylidae.
AUGCCGAUCACACGCAGUCUUGCGAAAUCUUCGUCUUCUCUUCUCGGGUCCUCGACCCAGCUUACUGAUACUAAGCCCUCGAAGAAGGAUCCCGACUUGUCUUCAUCUCUACCCAGCUUCGAGGAUCUUCAGGACGACUCACCCUCUAGCGGUCGCGAUGUCAAGGCUUUGCGUGACGCUACUUGCUCGGUCAUUUCCCAGGUAUGGAACGAUACUCGAGCCACUGCAGCGUUGCUGUCUCGCAAAAUUAAUGACGGUAACACGGCUCUCACCGAACGCCUCAAUGAGUCGUUUGCUGCGUCGUGUCCCGGCCCGGUCAGGGUCGCGGCAGGAGUGCUCCUUCUACGGGCCCUCCUCGGCCACCCUCUCCGAUCACGCACCCCGACACCUUUCUUCUCGAGUAGUCAGUACCAGCGGACACCCAGUGCGCCUAAUAGAAGCGUGGUAUAUCGGUGCUUCAACUGUGACGGCGUCGGGCAUUUCUCUUCGGUUUGCCCAUCUCCCCGCACUCCAUCCGCGGGUCGCUCUCAGGGCUUUUCACCGCCCCAGCCACCCCGCAGGGUAAUGCCUCCGCACCGGCUCCCGGGGGCUAACUCGCUGACAUGGGACUUAAGCCCCUCGUCCGAGCAUCAUACGAUGCGCCCGGCCGCCGAACCUGCUUCCACCGUAGCCCAGCUUACAGCGUCUUUGAAAGAUUCUGAACGUCAGUUACGUAACUCUCAGGCACGCAUCCAGGCGCUUCUCCAGAGAAAUGACGAGCUGGCGCAGGCGUCCCUUGAGCAUCCGUUUGCACCACCUCGCACUUCUUCUUCUUCACUUCCUGAUACCCGUCUUUUGCUUUGCGCGGUCAUCUCGCUCCCAUGCUCCGCCAUCGGAGCAUGGUUGUGUCCGCCCGAUCAACCGGCUACCUUUUUUCUACCGCAGCGUCUCCAGAAUUGUUCUGGCUUUUUGCCUAACAGUACAGUUUCAGUUACUAAUUUGUCUUUACAUCUGUACCGUCCCAAUACCAAACUCUAUUCUACACCGGUAUUUCUGUGCAAAAUCAUUAAACACUCGGUGGUCUAUUCCGUUAACUUUUUUGGUGCCCGCAAAGAAACUCAUACAGAGACGAGUUUGGCGUUUCAGAAGGAAGAGUGCAAGCAGAUGAUGUUGCACCAUCGCUGCGUUCCACGGCGAUUUGGAUGA